AUGUCGAACCGUCGAUCAGGUCGUUCCUGGUACCGUCUCUCUAGCAUCGUUCGACCCACAGCAUACUCAUCACGCGACCCAUCCUCUCCCAACUACGUCAGCGAACCACCACUGUCUCCGACUGCUUCACCCUCACCUCCUCCGCCACCAAGAUCUCCACCAAAGGUAGUCCGAGAGGCUAAACCGAGUCCAGUUCUAUCGCCACGGCCGUCUAUAAACUACGAAUCACCUAAGCGAAGGCACGAACGCGAGACCACUAGUCAGAAAAUACUUAAAUUUUCAGACAAUACAAACCUCGUGCAUGGACCAAAAAAGGAACAACAACGCGAAGAUAAACCGUCCCUGGCUGCUCCACAUUCACCUCCUCCACCGCCUAGAUCUCCACCAAAUGAAGUCAGAGAGACUAAACCAAGUCCGGGUUUAUUGUCAAGGUCUAUAAAACAUGAACCACCUAAGGAACAAGAACAACAAUCCUCGUACAUGGACCAAACAAGGAACAACAACAACAACAACAACAACACGAUGAUGUCUCCGGCUGCUCAACCUUCACAUCCGCCGCCUCAGGUGAUGUCCCCGCCAUUACGUCCUCCGUCGCCAGAGGAAAUCCAAGAGGCUAAACCGACUCUGUUUACGUCGUCUCCUCCCUUAAAUCACGAACCACCUAAACCUAGGCAGGAAAGCAAGACCACUCAUCAGAAAAGCAUACUUACAUUAUCGGAGAAAACAGACAUCGUACACGGACCAAAGGAAACGUUACUUCCUGAGUCUGAUGAUGACGUCAUAAUGGGCACACAAAGCGUCAUAACUAUUUCAGGUGAAAACAAAGGAGCUGUGAUGGAGAUCCUACGGUCGCCGAACAAGACACGUGGACCAUUUUUAUUUAAUAACGACGCCAAGAAAAGUGCGGAGGAAAAGUCAAUAUCAAAGUCAAAGUCAAAGUCAAAGUCAAAGAACCAAAACAAUAAUGGUGAAAGUCGUUUCGUGAACAGUAAUGUUCAGAUCAUAAACGGCUCAGUCGUUUACAACUCGUCGGAGAUUCAUCAUGAUCCCGGCGUUCAUCUUAGCCUUUGCCGGAAACCUAGCUCCGGCAAUGGUUUUAUAAACAAGGACCAUGGAAAUGGCUACACCAGCUCAAUCAACUAA
Molecule: messenger RNA, 1143 nt
Organism: Camelina sativa (false flax)
Lineage: Eukaryota; Viridiplantae; Streptophyta; Magnoliopsida; Brassicales; Brassicaceae
Source: RefSeq, a predicted model, not a curated record